AUGACCCGCCGCUUCCACCUGAGAUCGUCCUCGGACUGGAGCCUGCCGGAAGAGCUCGUCCUGCGGGCCGCAGUCGAAGUCUGCGGAACCAAUCAGUGGCGCCGAAUAGCUUCACUCUUGCCAGGGAAAACUGCUCUACAGUGUCAGGAGCACUUUUACAGUUCUGCUGAUCCAAGCUUGAAAGGCGGAGGGAACUGGACCGUCCAGGAAGACCGGCUGCUGCUUCAGGUGGGGCGCUCGCUGGUUGGGCAGUGGCAAACCGUUGCGCUUCUGCUGCCGGGCCGAACAGCAGACGCUUGUGCACAACGCUUUGCGGAACUGACGAGAGUGCUCGACGCAAGCUCUCAGCAAAAAGAGAGCCUACCAAGUCCAGGACGAGAGCCGGCUUCAGUGCCUGUCGAGCAAGUAUCCGGCUUGUCGGCACCAGCGCGAGACACGUCCGCACUGUGUCCACUGCCCAGGUGCGAAAGCCGCUCAGCGACUGGAAGGGGCGUCACGCUAUCAGUGUCCGAUGAAGAGUUGCUGCGACAAGCAUCUGUGCGCCUUUACGGGGAUCCGCGGAAGCUCAUUGAAAGGUUUUUGGAGACACCAUCAACAUCGGAGCAAGGUACAGCACCAGCGUCCACUAUUAUCGCUGACGAUGACGCAUGCGAUGCGUCAUCCAUUCUAUUCGAUGAAGAGCACAAACGCGUGCAGCUCUGUUUAGAGUUGCUGACUUCGCAGGCCCUGCACCAGAGACAUCAGCUCUCGAAGCGAUCAGCUGUGUCGUGCUGGGAUCCGGCGGUCUGCGCUCGGUUGCUCGACGAUCCAGCGUUCCGGAAACGAAUGCGCUCACUGGAGCAAGCACUUUGCCAGACAGCGUCGACCUGUGCACGUCCCGAGAAUCCCGGCACACCAGCGUGGAAUGCUCAGUGGCUUGAGCUCCCGGUAGCGAUCAGCGGCGCUGAUGUAGAGCGGGCGUAUCUGGAGACGGAGCGCGAGCUCCAGCAGCAAGCAGCACAACAUGCCAACGUGUCCGCUGGACACUGCCGAGGAUCCCGUGCCCUGCCCGUAGCCGCGGAACACCGCCGCCACCGAGCAGAAACACUUAUUCGGGAAGCGGUGCGGGAGCUAUUACCCGCGGAUACGCAUGUCGCAGUCAAGGCGAUACCGUUGAUUGCUCCAAGCGCGGAGACAGAGGCGCUCAUAGCCGAGGCGCUCGCCACAGAGGAUUUCCAAAAAUGGUACACCAUUGUCCAAGCGGCUUCGAGUGCGCCACUGGCAUCGACCGAUGUGCCGUCUCGGGAGCGAACGUGA
Molecule: messenger RNA, 1296 nt
Organism: Cyanidioschyzon merolae strain 10D
Lineage: Eukaryota; Rhodophyta; Bangiophyceae; Cyanidiales; Cyanidiaceae
Product: cell division control protein 5
Exons: 1
Coding region: 1-1296 (431 amino acids)
Biological process (GO): mRNA splicing, via spliceosome
Cellular component (GO): spliceosomal complex; Prp19 complex
Source: RefSeq, a predicted model, not a curated record